AGUACGUUCUCGGGAAAGCUGGUGUUGCUGCUCUAUCUAAUAACUAUAGCUAAAGAAGCAAGAGGCAAAAUGGCUCACAUGGGAAUUCAGAUCAUUGGGUUUUCUCUUGGCCUCCUUGGCCUAUUUGGAACAUUGAUCACUACUAUCCUACCACAUUGGCACAGAAGAGCACAUUUGGGUGCAGAUAUCAUCAUGGCGAUUGAGUUCAUGAAGGGACUGUGGAUGGAGUGUGUCUGGCAAAGUACUGGCAUCUACCAAUGUCAAGUCCAUCGUUCACAGCUGGCAUUGCCUCCCGACCUGCAGGCAGCUCGUGCCAUGAUGGUAAUUUCCUGUUUGCUUUCUGCUUUAGCCACUUGCAUUUCUGUCAUGGGUAUGAAAUGCACCAUGUGCUUCAAGGAAUCUUCAUUCAAAAAUAACAUUGCCGUAGCUGGAGGAAUAUGUUAUAUCCUUGCUGGCAUCAUGUGUCUCAUUCCAGUGUCAUGGUCAACAAAUGACUUAAUUCGAGAUUUCUACAACCCAAUGAUACCACCUGCAAUCAAAUAUGAAAUGGGAGAGGCUUUAUACGUUGGCUUUGUGUCAAUGAGCAUGACACUCAUUGGAGGGGCUCUCUUUUGUCUGUCCUGUCCUCAGCAAAGGCAUAGUAGACCCUAUGAACCACAAGCUUCAUCUGAACAGACUGCGCCUGAGUACAGGCUACCGUUCGCUUCUAAGGGCAACCCAACUUCACAAACGUCAGCCUCACAUGGCAAUUACCGCUUACACAAUUAUGUCUGAUUGUAGCAAAGAGGGACCUGAACUUAAAACACAUACAGGAGGAUUCUCGAUCAAUAAAAGAACCAAGUCACUUAGCAGUGAGUUUUGUGAAGAAUUUAUUCUGUGUUAAAAAAUACACAUUUCAGUAUAUCCAUGUCUUUACUGUAUACUAUAAAUUACUAUUUUUGUGGGCAAUGUGCUCAUUUGGAUCUUUGCAUUUAAAAGCUGAAAAUGAACUCUAAAUUAGAGGGAAUGAUGUCUUAUUUAUUCCAGGCUACUGGG
Chiloscyllium plagiosum (whitespotted bambooshark) is the source of this 1035-nucleotide messenger RNA. Its product is annotated as claudin-14-like. Gene Ontology annotation, cellular component: bicellular tight junction; membrane. The record is from RefSeq and is a predicted model, not a curated record. Gene Ontology annotation, molecular function: structural molecule activity. Lineage: Eukaryota; Metazoa; Chordata; Chondrichthyes; Orectolobiformes; Hemiscylliidae.